Molecule: messenger RNA, 450 nt
Organism: Nicotiana tabacum (common tobacco)
Lineage: Eukaryota; Viridiplantae; Streptophyta; Magnoliopsida; Solanales; Solanaceae
Source: RefSeq, a predicted model, not a curated record
AAAUUUCAUCAUCCCGAACCUUCUAACAUGAUGGUCUCUUCACGUGGUUCUACUGUUUACCUCCCGGUCCUUCUUCUACAACUCCUGGUCAGAUGUCCUAUCCCUUGUCCAGAGCUUCUUUUAUUUCUGGUGCACGCUGGCAAGGUUCUUCAAGUUAUGCACCACUGCCAGUGCUUCAGAGAGUGGUAUCUUUUCCAGGAUUUACAUAGAAUGGUCAGCUCGGCUCAGUUUCAUCAGCAACAGACAGCAGGAAACAGCCAGGUUUAUGGUAGUUCACGUUCAAGUGAUAAACCAACCAUGGGAUCAGAAGGAAUGACUUUUUCAUAUCGUGCCAGUUCUUUACCUGUGGGGUAUUAUGCAUUACAGGGAGAAUGUUUUCCCUGAACGAGUGGGCCAAUCACCUACAUAUCAACUGCAUCAUGAGAUGGCAAGAAGAGUCGCUGUACAUGA